Molecule: messenger RNA, 1512 nt
Organism: Arachis ipaensis
Lineage: Eukaryota; Viridiplantae; Streptophyta; Magnoliopsida; Fabales; Fabaceae
Product: basal transcription factor complex subunit-like protein
Biological process (GO): regulation of DNA-templated transcription; nucleotide-excision repair
Cellular component (GO): transcription factor TFIIH holo complex; transcription factor TFIIH core complex
Source: RefSeq, a predicted model, not a curated record
AAAUACACUCGGAAAGACGCUUCCGUUAAUUGGGUCAUAAAUUGUCUUAGAUAGUAACCAUUAACCAAGGACAAUCUGAGAGUUGAGACAUUUUAUGUGGGCGGAGUGCGGCUGAGUAAGUGGCGGUGGCAGUGUGUGAAAGUGGAAGCAUGCCUUCUGCUCCUUCAAAGCUCUAUUCAGAUGACGUCAGCCUCCUCGUCGUGACGCUAGACACCAACCCUUUCUUCUGGUCCACUUUCUCCUUCCCUUUCUCCGAGUUCCUCUCUCAUGUGCUUGCGUUUCUCAACUCGAUCCUGCUUCUUAGUCAGCUCAAUCAGGUUGUGGUUAUCGCCACUGGCUGCAAUUCCUGCACCUACCUCUACGAUUCUUCUUCCGAUAAGAACCAUGGCUCCACCACCGGUUCCAUGCCCUCCCUCUACUCCGAUUUGCUGCACAAUCUCGAGGUUUUCCUAGCUAAGGACCAGCAUUUGGCAAAGCCCAGGGAUAAUGCUGCAGGUGGAGGAGCUCCUCCUCCUUCGCUCCUUUCGGGAUCCUUGUCCAUGGCGCUUUGUUAUAUACAGAGAGCUUUUCGUUCGGGACCCAUUCAUCCUCAGCCUCGGAUUUUGUGCUUACAAGGAUCUGCUGAUGGACCAGAACAGUAUGUGGCAAUCAUGAAUUCAAUAUUCUCUGCGCAGCACUCAACAGUCCCUAUAGAUUCUUGUUAUAUUGGUUCUAACAAUUCUGCAUUCCUCCAACAGGCUUCGUACAUAACCGGUGGCAUAUAUUACAGGCCUCCCCAUUUGGAUGGGCUUUUCCAAUAUUUUUCAACGGUGUUUGCAACUGAUUUGCAUUCUCGUGCCUUUUUGCGGCUUCCUAAAUCUGUGGGUGUGGAUUUUCGUGCAUCGUGCUUCUGUCAUAAGCAAACAAUUGACAUGGGCUAUGUAUGCUCUGUAUGCUUAUCCAUAUUCUGUGAGCAUCAUGAUAAAUGUUCCACUUGUGGGUCUGUAUUUGGCCAGGCUCAAUCAAAUGUUCCCUCAUCUACUGACCGGAAAAGAAAAGCUUGAUACAUUAUGGUGUGUUCGAUGGUUAACAUUUUUUGUUACUUCCACUAGAAAGCAGAUCGAUCAAGGUUCUCUCUUCCAUGUAAGCAGCGCGACGAAAUUUUGGCGAGAAAUUACUUCGACUGUCUUGUUGGGCAACUGAAGUUUCUUACGAGAUCAUUGUAGGUCCCAGAAAAAUGAGGGUCAUUGUGUAUACUGGAUAGUUGCAUAGCAGGAUAGAUACAGAAAAGCUUCGUAAUGGCCUGUCAUUUCCGUAGAAAGCUAUUAUUAGCACCAUAUCCACAUGGUGGGCGGCGAACUUUAUUUAAUAGCAUCUAUUCCUCUCUGAUGAACCAUCGUGAACUUUUCUUGUAUUGGAGAAAGUUGGGUUCUAUUAAAAGGCGUCCAUUUUGUAAUGAUGUCUAACAGCACCGGCAACGUAAUCAAGAAUUGCAUUGGUAACCUUAUGAACAGAGUACAAGGUGUCUUGAUU